Molecule: messenger RNA, 1812 nt
Organism: Sorghum bicolor (sorghum)
Lineage: Eukaryota; Viridiplantae; Streptophyta; Magnoliopsida; Poales; Poaceae
Product: metacaspase-1
Exons: 4
Coding region: 387-1469 (360 amino acids)
Biological process (GO): proteolysis
Molecular function (GO): cysteine-type endopeptidase activity
Source: RefSeq, a predicted model, not a curated record
AGCAAACCCAGCGGACACAAAUUCUUCACAGAUUACAGAAAAUAAAUAGAAAAGCCCAAUAACCAAUGAUCCUUGGGAGACAAAAUAUGCUCAGUUCCACUCAAAUCAUUUGCCCAUUCACGCAAAUCUUUUCCCACAACACAACACCUAAUAAUGAUCAUCAAUUAUAUACACACAAGGGCCAAAAUUAAAUGUCCGCAUCUUUGGAAAAGAAAAAGAAAAAGGGAACAAUCUUCGGCAGCAGCAUCUGGUAACAGUAGUUUCCUUUGCUAUAUAAAGGGGAGGAACGCAGGAGUCUGAUGGCAAGCAGCAAGCUAACCGAGCGAGGGAGCUCUGAGCUAGCUAGCAACGCGUAGCAACUCGGCCGGCUAGUAGCUUGGAUCGCCAUGAACAUGGGCGGCAGGACCCCGGCGGCGGCGACGACGACGAUCCGGUGCAAGUACUGCAGCGCGUGCCUCACCGUGUGCCCCGGCGAGCGCGCCGUCCAGUGCACGCAAUGCUGCGGCGUCACGCGCAUCCGGCGGUCCUUGUCCUCGCGGAUCCCGCUGCCGCCGGCGAUGACGAGGCCGGCGGCGCCCAUGGGCGCCUUCCCGUGCUCCCGCGGCAAGAAGCGCGCCGUCCUGAUCGGCAUCUCGUACGCCAGCGUGCGCCGGGGCUGCGGCCAGCUGAGGGGACCCAUCAACGACGUCAAGUGCAUGAGGCAGCUCCUCUGCCAGCGCUUCGCCUUCCCCAGCGACUCCAUCAUCAUGCUCACUGAUGAGCAGAAGGACCCGUUGAGGCUGCCGACCAAGGACAACAUCCGGAUGGCGAUGCGAUGGCUGGUGCAGGGGUGCAGCAGCGGCGACUCCCUGGUGUUCCAUUUCUCCGGGCGAGGCUCGCAGGUCGCCGACGAGGACUGCGACGAGCUGGACGGGUACGACGAGGCCAUCUGCCCGCUGGACUCGUUCGACAAGGGCCCCAUCCUGGACGACGAGAUCAACGAGACCAUCGUCCGCCCGCUGGUGUACGGCGCCAAGCUCCACGCCGUCGUCGACGCCUGCCACAGCGCCACCGUCCUCGACCUCCCCUUCCUCUGCAACAUGUCCAGGACCGGGAACUGGCAGUGGGAGGAUCACCGUCCCCCGUCGGGCGUCUGCAAGGGCACCAGCGGCGGCCAGGCGGUGCUCAUCAGCGGCUACAGCGACGGCAAAACCAAGUUCAGCGUGACGCCGGAGGCCUGCGCGACGGUGGGGGCCAUGACGCACAGCUUCCUCAAGGCGGUGGAGUGCGAGCAGCAGGGGGUCACCUACGGCCGCCUGCUCACCUCCAUGAAAGCCUUCAUGACCAACGCCGGCGGCUGCAACCAGCUGCAGGGUCCUAUCUGCGCGGGCGUGCCCGCCCGCAAGGUCGCCAACUUCAGCGGCGUGCAGGAACCUAACCUGUCCUGCUCGGAGAUGUUCGACGUCUAUCGCAAGCCCUUUGCGCUGUAAACUGCCGUCUCUCCUCUGGCUUUGCCAUUGCAGACUACAUACUGCUGCCGUCUGGACUCUAUAAAAUGCCUUGUCGUCGGAACUCGGAACAAUAAACCAGACGGGUUUAAGCAUGACAUAUGCUUGCUAAUGAUGUGUGUCUAAUUGUCUAUGUGUCAAUAAUGUGUGUCUGUCUAUGUGUCACCGCCGUGAGGCAAGCUCAUAGCUUGUGGAGGACCCAAUGUUGAUCAUAUCGUCCAUGGCUCCCGAGCCUAGUACUGUACCUUAUGGCGGCCCAUUGUAAUAAUAAGGCUAUUGUUUCUCUUUUACAUGACUCUAAAAUGAACUAAGUGUUAUGGUGGUA